Messenger RNA from Pungitius pungitius (ninespine stickleback), 3286 nucleotides. RefSeq names its product dimethylglycine dehydrogenase (gene dmgdh). The transcript is spliced from 16 exons. Gene Ontology annotation, cellular component: mitochondrion. The coding region runs from base 211 to 2823 and encodes 870 amino acids. The record is from RefSeq and is a predicted model, not a curated record. Gene Ontology annotation, molecular function: protein binding; oxidoreductase activity. Lineage: Eukaryota; Metazoa; Chordata; Actinopteri; Perciformes; Gasterosteidae.
CGGCACUGAGCGUUAACGCGCUGGAGGUGGAGGGCGGAGGUGAAGGGUGGAUCUGGGUGAAGCUCCGUCCACACUCGUGGCCUCUGACCUGUGGGCGUGCCAGCACGGCUGUCAGUGCCAAAGAGGGCAGCGAGAGAGAGACAGAGGAGGGGGCGCUGGCUGUGCUCUAAGUUGCAUGUGUAGUUUAAACAGGAAAAUAUUACCUCAGAUAUGUCGCGGGCCCUAAACCUGAUCAAGAGCCGCGUGCGCAGAGAUUUAGCCGCGUGUGGAGGAAGAGCUCGGGUUCCUUUGAGGGCCAUCUGCUGCUCCUCGAGGAAACCCACACAGGAGAGCGAUGCGUCCUCAGCUCUGCGAAAGAGGUGGAAGGACACCGCGGACACUGUCAUCAUAGGUGGGGGGUGUGUGGGGGUCAGCGUGGCCUAUCACCUGGCCAAAGGUGGCGUAAAGGAUGUGGUGCUCCUGGAGAAGUCGGAUCUGACGGCUGGGUCCACCUGGCACGCUGCUGGUUUGACAACAUAUUACCAUCCCGGCAUCAACCUCAAAAAAGUCCACUAUGACAGCAUUAAAUUAUACGAGAGGCUGGAGGCUGAAACGGGACAGGCGGUGGGCUUCCACCAGCCCGGCAGCGUCCGUAUCGCCGCGACGCAGGCCCGAGUGGAUGAGAUGAAGUACCAGAUGACCCGCACACACUGGAACGUGACCGAGCAGUACAUCAUCGGACCGGAGAAGGUCCACGAACUGUUCCCUCUCCUCAAUAUAGACAAGGUGUUGGCAGGUCUGUACACCCCAGGAGACGGCCACAUCGACCCCUACUCUCUGACUAUGGCCCUGGCUGCCGGAGCUCGCAUGUACGGCGCCCAAAUCUACAACCCGGCCCCCGUCAGCGGCCUCCACCCGACCGCCGACGGAAAGUGGGACGUCCAGACUCCUCACGGGACCAUCCGCGCCAACCGCAUCGUCAACGCAACGGGUUUCUGGGCCCGGGAGGUUGGCAAGAUGAUCGGAUUCGACCACGCCACCAUCCCGGUGCACCACCAGUACGUAGUGACGGCGACGGUACCGCAGGUGAAGGCUCUGAAGAAGGAGCUGCCCGUCAUCCGGGACCUGGAAGGCUCCUACUACCUGCGCCAGGAACGAGACGGCCUGCUGUUCGGCCCGUAUGAAAAGAUGGAGAAGAUGGUGCUGCAGGACUCCUGGGUCAGAGACGGAGUGCCCCCAGGUUUCGGUAAGGAGCUGUUUGAGUCGGACCUCGACAGGAUAAUGGAGCACGUCGAGAUGGCCAUGGAGAUGGUCCCUGUGCUGAAGGAGGCCGAUAUCAUCAACAUUGUGUCGGGACCCAUCACGUACACCCCUGACCUGCUGCCCAUGGUCGGACCGCACCAAGGAGUACGCAACUACUGGACUGCCAUUGGCUUUGGGUACGGAGUCAUCCACGCUGGCGGGAUCGGUAAGUUCCUGAGCGACUGGAUCAGGAACGGGGAGCCUCCGUACGACCUGAUCGAGUGCGAUCCCAACCGCUACGGAAAAUGGUCGGACGUGUCUUUCCUGUGCGCCAAAGCCAGAGAAUCGUACGGCUUCAACAAUGUGGUCGGAUACCCAAAGGAGGAGCGGUUCGCCGGUCGGCCGACCCGCCGACAGAGCGGCGUCUACGAGCUGCUGAAGGGCAAGGCUUCCAUGGGCUUUCACGCCGGCUGGGAACAACCGCACUGGUUCUACAAACCAGGAGAUGACAUCGGAUACAAGCCCAGUUUCCGACGCACCAACUGGUUCGGACCGGUUGGCCGGGAGUGCAAGCUGGUGAUGGAGAAGGUGGGCGUGAUCGACCUGACGCCUUUCGCCAAGUUCAUCGUGAAGGGGAAGGACUCGCUAAGGCUGCUGGACCGCCUGUUCGCCAACAACAUGCCGAAGGUGGGACUCACCAAUGUCAGUCACAUGCUGACACCCACCGGGAAAGUCUUUGCGGAGGUCACCAUCACCCAGCUGGCACCAGGAGAGUUCCUGCUCAUCACGGGCUCGGGGUCAGAGGGACAUGACCUCAGGUGGAUCGAGGCGGAGGCUGCAGACGGAGGGUACGACGUGGACAUCAGCAACGUGACGGAAGACGUGGGCGUGUUGGGCAUCGCGGGGCCAAACUCCCGCAAAGUUCUUCAGAAGCUGACAAACGAGGAUUUGAGCGACGCCGGGUUCAAGUUCCUCCACUGCAAGUCCAUCCAGUUGGCCGGCGUCCCCGUCCGGGCCAUCAGGAUCUCCUACACCGGUGAGCUGGGCUGGGAGCUGUACAUCGAGCAGAAGAACAUGGCGACAGUGUACAAGGCGAUGAUGGAAGCAGGAGAAGACGAGGGUAUCGACAAUUUUGGGACGUACGCCAUGUCCUCCCUCAGACUGGAAAAGGGCUUCAGAGGCUGGGGUGCAGAGAUGAACUGCGACACGAACCCUCUGGAGGCUGGAUUGGAUUAUUUCAUCAAAUUGAACAAGCCUGCCAACUUCAUCGGCAAAGCCGCCCUUCAGGAGAUCAAAGCCAAGGGCCUGAAGAGGAAGCUCUGCUACAUCACGCUGGACACGGACGACAUCGACCCCGAAGGCAACGAGACCGUCUGGCACGACGGCAAGGUGGUCGGCAACACGACGUCCGGAGCCUACAGCUACAGCAGCCAGCAGAGCCUGGCGUUCGCCUACCUGCCUCCGGAGCUGUGCUCGGUGGGCCAGAAGGUGGAGGUGGAGCUGCUGGGCAGGAAGUACCGCGCCAUGGUGAUCCAGGAGCCCCUGGUCCUCACGGAACCCACGCGGACCCGGCUGCAGAAGAAAGCAAAGGGGAAAGCGUGAGCUGUCCUCGGUGGGUCUCUCAGCAGCCGAUGAAGAUCAACGAGAGUCUUAUAUCCGUGUUCUGGACUGUUUGUGUCGAGAAAAAAAAAAAAGCUCUUCCUGUUUUGUUUCUCCACGAGAGGGAGGUUGGAAGCUGAUGGAGAUGGUGUGCUUCAUCAAUGUGUUUUUUAGCAUUAGGGAAACAAAAAUGUCUUAAGUGCUGGAUGAAUAAUUUGUUAAAUUGAUGUAAAUGUUUACACUUUGUGAAUGAUGCUAGAUUCAGUAUUUGAAGAAAAAAGAUCCAGCUGUGUUUUUAGUAGAAGGUUAUAAAUGUGACAAAGUAAACAAGAAAACCAAAAGAAACAGGCGGCUCACCAACUUGUACAAAGAUCGUUUUAUAAAUCUGUUCUUUUUUAUUUUACCAAUAUGUAAUUGAAUGGGUGUUUAUUAAUACCUUGAUAAUUAAAUCAAAUCCAUCACGGUA